AAAGAAACCAGGAAAAAGGAAUUUAGAGAGGUUAAACUCUUUUCUUCUGGAUUCUACUUAUAUAGUAGUAUCUAAAUACAACAAGAAAAAGCCAAUUAGCUAUCUUUCUUAAUUCUGUUCACUAGAAAAUUGCCAAUUCACACCCACCUGCUACCUCAAAGUCUCAAACGAAGUUUCCUCGGAUACCCACCUGGGUCAAAUAAAAUUCAAAAUAGUACAUGUCAGGUUCACAUUUCAUGUAGCUGCUAUAUAAUCAGCACCUAAUUAUCAAGUCCUUCUACGACAACUUCAUGUCCAAAAUCAUACCGGGCAAAUUAGUAUGGAGUAUCUUACAAGAAAAGCCUUGUUUUGCUGCUUCUUCGUUUUUACGACCUUUGCAUGUAAUCUGGCACGAGCUGAAGAAGUAGAGGAUGAAAAGGAAUUUAGUUACGAUGAAAGAAGCCACAGGGGACCAGCUCACUGGGGGGAGAUUCGGCCAGAGUGGAGCAUGUGUAACCAUGGUAGCAUGCAGUCUCCGAUUGAUCUGCUGGAUGCAAGAGUUCAAGUUGUGUCAAGCUUGGGAAGACUUCAUAGGGCUUACAAACCUUCUAAUGCCACUCUCGUGAAUAGAGGCCACGAUAUGAUGUUGAGAUGGGUUGAUGAUGCUGGGCAUAUUCAUAUAAACGGGACCUUAUAUCAUCUCAGACAGUGUCACUGGCACUCACCUAGUGAACAUUCUAUUAAUGGCAAAAGGUACGAUCUAGAGGCGCAUUUGGUUCAUGAAGCCCUCAAUGGAAAGAUCGCUGUAAUUGGAAUCAUAUAUGAGAUCGGACGAUCCGAUUCCUUUUUAUCUAUGAUGGAGAAUAAAUUAAAGGCUCUAGCUGAUACAAGAGAUUUGGAGAAAGUUGUGGGUGUUAUUGAUCCAAAGCAGAUAAAGUUAGGAAGCAGGAAGUAUUAUAGGUACAUUGGCUCGCUAACGACUCCUCCUUGCACUCAAAAUGUCGUCUGGACAAUUGUUAAGAAGGUUAGAACUGUUACUAGAGAUCAAGUGAAAAUGAUUCGAGAAGCAGUACACGAUGAGUCGGAAGCCAAUGCAAGACCACUCCAACCAUUACAUAAUCGCCCGAUCAGAAUGUACAGGCCGCAUGCUAAGGAAGAAGAAGAUUGAAAUAUGAGACAAAUUAAAGGAUGAAUUAUAGUGCAUUAAUCCUUUCUUUUAUCCUCUUUGGAUGUGCUUAUGCGUGUAAUGUGAAUAUGGGCAUGGAAAUGCUCAUUACCUACCUACGUAAAUCUUGACAUUAAAGUUGAGCUAGUUUAUCAGUUAGAAUACAAGUUCAUAAAAGAUAUACUUAUUACUAGUAUUUAUAAUUUUUUUUUUUCAAGAAAGAAACCAUAUAGUAUAAAGCUUUACAAGUGUAUGGAGAUAUAGUAGAGUUUGAGAGUCCAAUGAAGUGACAUUAUUAUGGCUACUUUGUUCACAUUCUU
Coffea arabica (coffee) is the source of this 1464-nucleotide messenger RNA. Its product is annotated as alpha carbonic anhydrase 7. The record is from RefSeq and is a predicted model, not a curated record. Gene Ontology annotation, biological process: one-carbon metabolic process. NCBI's taxonomy places the organism in Eukaryota, Viridiplantae, Streptophyta, Magnoliopsida, Gentianales, Rubiaceae. Gene Ontology annotation, molecular function: zinc ion binding; carbonate dehydratase activity.